Messenger RNA from Tympanuchus pallidicinctus (lesser prairie-chicken), 2557 nucleotides. RefSeq names its product glycine receptor alpha 3 (gene GLRA3). Gene Ontology annotation, cellular component: postsynaptic membrane; neuron projection; plasma membrane. Gene Ontology annotation, molecular function: transmitter-gated monoatomic ion channel activity; extracellularly glycine-gated chloride channel activity; transmembrane signaling receptor activity. Bases 236 to 1747 code for a protein of 503 amino acids. Lineage: Eukaryota; Metazoa; Chordata; Aves; Galliformes; Phasianidae. The record is from RefSeq and is a predicted model, not a curated record. The transcript has 10 exons. Gene Ontology annotation, biological process: chloride transmembrane transport; nervous system process; regulation of membrane potential.
CUGGGGGCAGGCGGACGGGGAGGUGGGCUCCCGCCGCCGCCGCGGUUCGGCGCCACCGCCACUCCUGGGAUUAGGCUCCUGCUCGGCUGCCAUGCGGAGCGGCGGGGACGGAGCGGCGGGGCACAGCGGGAGGGCGCGGGGCGCAGCCGGGCGCUAGACGGGCGGCGGGCGCGGAGCCGCCGGAGCUCUCCAGGGUCCCGGAGCGCCGCCCGCCGCGGCCGAACUCGUCGCGUCGAUGCCGCGGACACGGGCGCUCCAGGGCUCCUCGGCGGCUCCGAGCAGCAUGACACGGCUGAGGUACCUCCGCGCCGCCGUCUCGGGCUUCUAUUUGUGGGAAGCUGCGGUGCUACUCAGCUUGGUAGCUACAAAGGAAACAGACAGUGCAAGAUCCCGUAGCAUGCCAAUGUCACCUUCUGAUUUCUUGGAUAAACUAAUGGGUAGGAUGUCGGGAUACGAUGCAAGGAUCAGACCAAAUUUCAAAGGUCCUCCAGUUAAUGUCACAUGCAACAUAUUUAUAAACAGCUUUGGAUCCAUUGCAGAGACAACCAUGGAUUACCGAGUAAACAUCUUUCUCCGUCAGAAUUGGAAUGAUCCACGUCUUGCAUACAGUGAAUAUCCAGAUGACUCUUUAGACUUAGAUCCAUCCAUGCUGGAUUCAAUUUGGAAACCAGAUUUGUUCUUUGCUAAUGAAAAAGGUGCCAACUUUCAUGAAGUUACAACGGAUAAUAAGUUGUUAAGAAUUUUCAAAAAUGGAAAUGUACUUUAUUCCAUCAGAUUGACUUUAAUACUGUCCUGCCCAAUGGAUCUCAAAAAUUUUCCAAUGGAUGUGCAAACAUGUAUAAUGCAGUUGGAAAGCUUUGGAUACACAAUGAAUGAUCUCAUUUUUGAAUGGCAAGAAAAAGGAGCAGUUCAAGUAGCAGAAGGACUCACUCUGCCACAGUUUCUGUUGAAAGAAGAAAAGGAUUUGUGUUACUGCACCAAGCAUUACAAUACAGGAAAGUUUACGUGUAUUGAAGUCCGAUUUCACCUCGAGAGACAGAUGGGUUACUAUCUCAUCCAGAUGUACAUACCAAGUCUUUUGAUCGUGAUUCUCUCUUGGGUGUCAUUUUGGAUCAAUAUGGAUGCAGCUCCAGCCAGAGUGGCUUUAGGCAUAACAACUGUACUGACCAUGACAACACAAAGCUCAGGCUCACGAGCAUCACUUCCAAAGGUGUCAUAUGUCAAAGCAAUUGACAUCUGGAUGGCUGUGUGUCUGCUCUUUGUAUUUUCUGCACUUUUGGAAUAUGCAGCUGUAAAUUUUGUGUCAAGGCAGCAUAAAGAACUCCUACGAUUCCGACGGAAGAGGAAGAAGAACAAGUAUUUUGAGGGAGUUCUUGAUGGAAAUGAAAUCAUUGAAUCAUUACAGCAUAGCAAUGGCUUGAGAUGUGCAGGACCUAUAGACGGGACUUUGCCUCAAAUCUACAGUACAAAUUUAAGGGAUGACGAUGCACAGGAAAGUCAGUUCAGUUUUACAGCGUAUGGAGUGGGGCCAUGUCUGCAAGCAAAAGAUGGAGUGGCACAGAAGGGGCCAAAUAAUCCUGCUCAAGCUGCACCUAAAAGCCCUGAUGAGAUGAGAAAAGUAUUCAUUGAUCGAGCGAAGAAGAUAGACACAAUUUCCAGAGCUUGUUUCCCUUUAGCCUUUCUAAUUUUCAACAUUUUUUACUGGGUAAUUUACAAAAUCAUAAGGCACGAAGACAUUCACCAAUAACAAGAUUGAGGCUUGCAGCCCUAGAGAUCUGUCUGCCAUGAUCAACAGGAGGCUUUCUGAGAGAAACAAGUGAGUGAGGAGUGACUGGGAAAGAAAAAAGCACUAAGGAGGGUAAACAGAUCCUGCCUAGUUUGAAAUGCCCAUUUACAGUGCAAUGGAAGAAUGACACAAGAGAAGACACUCUGCAACUGCAAACUUUCUAGAUCAAAUGUUAGCAACUCAUCAUAAAUCACUCUCUACUCAAGCUUUACUGCCAAGUGUUUAUACAUACUGUUACAUAGUAGUAUAAUUGUAUAGUAUUAUUUGAUGUUCCUUAAUGUUUUUUUAAACUCUCAUGUAUUUUAACGAUCCCAAAUCCAGAAUAGUCUAUGUAAAUCCCAUAUUACUAGAGAAUAUACUAGUAUUUCUACCUUUAUUUCAGUUUUACAAGAUAACGAUAAAUUACUUGAGUUUAGAUUUUUAAAGACUCUUUCUUGUCCUAAGGACAGGACCUGUGGUUUUGCAGUGAGCACAGUUGACACAUUUAAUUAAUGUAAUUUAUUCAGUAUGCUUUUUAUCAAUCUCCUGGGUGGUAUGAGUUGAAAUAAUCUUAGCUAACCCAAAAUAUUUACAGCUAAAUAGUCUUUGUAUCACCUAGAAGAUACAUCAACAUUUAUAAAGUAUUGAUUCCUGCAAAAUACUUUUUUUUUCUUUUAAUUACCUAUGCUUUGGCAACUUAAAAUAUUUGUAAAACCUUUUUAAAAGUUCACAUUUUUUUCUUAAUUGACAAACUCAUGCAGUAUUUGAGAUAGACAAACUAUAUCAAAAUUU